AUGGAAGAGUCUAAGCGUAAGAGAACCGAAUUGCGUAAAAACCUCAUAAAGGCCGCUGAUGUUCUGGAAAAUUCGCUGAAAGAGCGCCGCCAGGGCAAUCAGGAAGAGGUCGCCUCCGUAGAGGGCUAUUCUACUACUGCCGGCUCUCCGACUGCGCCAAAGAGCUGUUUGCUUAUGGCUCAUGGCCUGCAUUUAGGACACUCUUCACCUAAACAAUUUUCAACUAAAGAGGAGUUUUCUCUUCCGUCGAAUGAUGUUGGGUACCAGUUCAAUCUACUGUCGUCUUCACCUCAAUCGUAUCGACCCGCUAAAAUCAUGGAGCCUUCAAUGUCGAAUUAAAUAAAUGAAAAUACAACAAAAUAAAACCUAUAAGAACCAUUCAAAGAUAAUCCAAAUAGAAGAUUACCAUCAUUUUAGCACUUAAUUACUUUUCCGUGAAAAAAAUAUGACUAACCAACGACAAGUGUCUCCAACUUACCUCGGCUAAGGACUGCUACACUAAAAAUGGAUCAUCACUUCUAUUAUAUCAAACAACGGAAGUGAAUCACCACUUCUUAUUGUGAGUAAACUGCGGUUUUCGCAAAUUGAAAAGGAGAAAAAGACAAAUAUCUUCCAAUGUUUAUCGAUACUCAGAGACAAACAUAGUCUCUGCAAAUAAAUGAAUCUCUUCUUGAGCACCUACCAGAAGAUGUGGACACCGUUAACAAGAACACGCUGUAACAUUUCCGGUCGAAAAAAAACAGACUGCGGUGGAAAUGGCUCUCUUUCCAGUACUUCAAGAGCUAAUAUGUUAAAAAUGAAAGUUUUAGGACAAAAACCCACCAACUUCGGAACCAACUCAUUAAUGUAAUUUUGUACGAGUGGAGGAAUGAUCUAUUGUUAACUACGCAUUCAAAAACACAAUGAAGGACAAAUUAUGUUUUUGUAUGCGUAGUUUCAGAUCCAUUACAGAUUAUGAAGCGUACUUUUUAUUGAACAACAUACCAAAGGAAAUCGAAAGAAAGGACAUAAUCCCAAGAAUGGGUCGCUGUACCCAAAAAAUAAAUAAGAGUUAAAUUUACGACUAGCGAUCGGAAUGGUUUACAAUCAACAUCUUAUGCUGUAACUAUUUCGGGAACAACAUAAAACUCACCAGCGAAAAAAACCUAAAUCGGCGAGAAACCCAUAUUUUACUUUUUGUUGAAUUGUUACUUGUUAAAUCGUUGUUUUGCCGUGUGUGACCCGGUUUAUAGAAUUGGUCCACCUCUCGCUGCCCAGGAGUGUCGUAAAAGGCGACUAAGGGUAUAAUAGAAUGAAGAUCACGAUGCAGGUGGAAAAAAAGCAAGUGAACGAUAUUAAUCACAUGAAUCACAAGGUCUUACAUAAGACGAAGAACAUCUUGAUAUCUUGGCGCACAUACUUUAGAGUUGGUACGACGUGUUUGUGUAUAUGAGAUUAUGCGUGUCUAGAAAAUCUAUAGUUGGAUCUAAAAGACGGUGCGACCUUGCCGCUGAUUGCUAGAAAACAUAGAACUUCGAAGUCAGAGGCUGGAGAUAUAAAAAACAUCGCAGGUGCAGGUCAGUUAUUCCUGAAUAAUGGUAUUAACUUGGGAUAUUUGCAAACCUUAAUGUCGCCUGCGGUAUUUUACAUAGAUCUUGUUAGGUUUGUUUUAAAGGGCAACACCUUGGAAAUGUUUUAAAAUGUAUAA
Spodoptera exigua (beet armyworm) is the source of this 1687-nucleotide messenger RNA. The record is from the annotation of a GenBank genome assembly. NCBI's taxonomy places the organism in Eukaryota, Metazoa, Arthropoda, Insecta, Lepidoptera, Noctuidae.